Trichosurus vulpecula (common brushtail) is the source of this 997-nucleotide messenger RNA. RefSeq names its product probable G-protein coupled receptor 141. Gene Ontology annotation, cellular component: membrane. Gene Ontology annotation, biological process: G protein-coupled receptor signaling pathway. The record is from RefSeq and is a predicted model, not a curated record. The transcript is spliced from 2 exons. Gene Ontology annotation, molecular function: G protein-coupled receptor activity; oxysterol binding. Lineage: Eukaryota; Metazoa; Chordata; Mammalia; Diprotodontia; Phalangeridae. Bases 104 to 997 code for a protein of 297 amino acids.
CUGUGAGGCCACCUGCACCUUGGAGCCCAUCCUGGGAGGGAAGGGACGGCGCAAAGCCCUUAAUUGGAGAUCGUGGCUUGGCAUCUGGGUGAGAAGAGAAAACAUGGAGAUAUACAACAUAACUAUCCAGCCCAGUGUCUCCAAUGGAGCCGCGGAAAGCCCAGCCCAUUGUGAUGACCACUGCAGGAAGGUUUUGGCCACACUCUACAGCAUAGUCUUGUUAGGAGGUACAGCUGGUACCAUCAUAAUGUCCCGUGUCUUGUUGCAGAGGAAUUCCCAGUCCAUCAUCACCAUCCUCAUCGCCAACAUCAUUGUGCUACAUUCCAUCCUGCUGGUCAGUCUUCCAUUCCGCCUCAGUUACUACUUUCUGUUGGAGUGGAAGUUUGGAUGGUUCACCUGCCGGGUCAUCAGUAGCAUAGUAUAUAUCCAUAUGUACUUCACUUUUGUUUUCUAUGUGACCAUCAUCGUCCUACGCUUACUCAUUUAUUUUAAAAAGCUCCCAUUGCAGGAAUUACAGAAGUUCCAUGCAAUAGCCUUGAGUGUUGCCAUCUGGCUGAUGGGAAUGCUCAUUUUCUCCCUGAUUUUUCUGUUCCAGUAUGGCACCCACACAGACCCCUCUCAGCAUCUCUGUUUUCAGUUCUACGAAGAACUCAGACACACAUCGGUGGUUGUCAUCAAUUACUGCAUGAUCAGCAUUAUCAUGGUGACGGUCUUGGUCCUCUCCGUGAUUCAGUUGGUUGUCAUCAUGCAGCUCACAAAAAGACUCCGGCCUGGCGUGUUUACACACCAAGAGUUCCGAGCUCAUAUCAAUAGUUUCUUUUUCCUGGUGGUGAUUGUUGUUUGUUUCCUGCCACAUCACGCCUUUAGGGUUUUCUUCAUUCAAGUUUAUUUCCAGAAUGAAACAUCUAAGUUACUUUUGUACAAUGAAGUCUGUGUGGCUUUAACGACUGUCUGCUGCCUGGACAUGUUGUGCUUCAUAGGUGGACUGGUCCAUUGA